Messenger RNA from Leptomonas pyrrhocoris, 3736 nucleotides. RefSeq names its product putative mitochondrial kinesin. The annotation marks the transcript as partial. Gene Ontology annotation, biological process: microtubule-based movement. The transcript has a single exon. The record is from RefSeq and is a predicted model, not a curated record. Gene Ontology annotation, molecular function: plus-end-directed microtubule motor activity; ATP binding; microtubule binding. NCBI's taxonomy places the organism in Eukaryota, Euglenozoa, Kinetoplastea, Trypanosomatida, Trypanosomatidae.
GUUCAUCGACAACGCUUUUUUAUUCGGCUGUAUCCCGCGGCACCACAUCUGCUGGUGUGUGACUUAGACGCUCCUCUCUUCGUGCUUUGUACGACCUUGGCUUUUACAGCUCUUGUUGUUGUCGUUUUCACCGCCCGCCCCCCCCCCCCCUUCCCACGUUUCCAUUCCAAACAACGCAUUUCAGUAAAGCAACGAGCACUGUCGCAGAGUUGAAGUGUCUCUUUCGAUUACGCAAUCGCUAGCUUCUUUCUUCUUUCUUUUCUUCUUCUUACAGUCGCGCGGCAUAUUAUUCUUAUUGCUUCUUAGAUUCACCCACCCUUUCUUUGUCACCGAUAACGCGUGUGUUUCCACACAUCUUAACUUGCGAAGUUCUCUUGCACUAUCCCACUCCGCCAGAAGUCCCGUUGUGCAUUUCACCAGGUACCGUUGUUCAAAGCAUCCUGGGAAAUAACGAAACAACGAGGAGCUGAAAGAGGGUUUCUUCUGUCUUCACCUGCGUGCUCUCCCCUCUUGUCUUCUUCUCUGAGGCAGCGAGCGACGGCAUUACAGCGUUGCUUUAGCUACAUAUACACACUGUGAAGUGAUACUUUCUUUUCCGCAAAUUUACUCUAUUUCCAUUUUGUAUUGCUUGCUACACUCACCUAGAUAUCUUGUUCUUUUACAUUCCCCCCCCCCCCUUCGCUCUCUUUGUUUUGGUUUGUUGAUUCAACGUAGAAGUCUCCUGUUCCGACGACACAGCAGCCUCUGCUUGUUCUCCUAUUGUGACGUAUUGCUUUUGGCUGUUGACUCCCCCCCUUCUUUCUCGCAACACCUUCGUCGUUGGGGAGUUUCUCAAAGUAGGCUGUCUUCGAAUAGCCUCUUCCUCUGUACCGCGAACAUCAACACCGUUUAUCUUAUCUUCGCUAGAGUUUUUUUUACUAUUUUCUAUUUUGGUUUGUCGCUGCUGUUGUGACCUUAAAGAUUGCGUUGGGCGGCCUUUUCUCUUCCCUUCCGCACAGCUGUCGUCAAGUUUAUUGUACUGUUUUCCUUACUUUGUUUUCCUUUUCCCUGUACUGUAGAGGCGCACCAUCGUUGACGAACUCCACGCGUGUAAAAGCGUUAGUGCCUCUCCCCUCACACACCCGAUAGAAUCCUCAUUAUUGUUUUUGUCUGUUGUGUGUCUAUAGCCAAGUGAAAAUGGAGUUCAAGCGUUCCAACUCCUCUCGCGGUCCCCUCGCCUCCGGCCGUCGCGGUCACGCCGUCGGCGGCGGCGUCACACCGAAGCGUUCUACAACGCCUCUGAAGAAAGCAUCUGCACGUGGAACCCCCACUGCACCCGCACCAGCAGCCGCAGUUGCCGCUACGCCACCGCUGCCGCCGCGCCCGUCCGCGCUGCCGUCCGCACGCGAGCCGGCGCUCGAGACACCGAAGACGCCAACACCUGACUCGUUUGAACGCAGUGGCGCCGCGACGGGCAGCAGGGGUGGCUUUAAGCGCUCCAACACGGCGGUAGGACUCCGGCGUGCUGAAGCUGUGAAGCGCAACAACCGCGUCAACGUGUAUGUGCGCGUGCGUGCGUUCCGCGACGACGAGAAGAGCGGCGAGCUGAGCCAGCUUGCGGUGAACAUGGACAACGACGCGGUGGAGGUGACGGUGCCGAAGAAGGGCCGCUUCACCUUCGGGUUCGACGGGUGCUUCUGGAGCAACGACCGCGCGUGUCCGUCCGGCAAGACGUCGUCGUCGCAGGAGGACGUGUUCGAGGAGGUGGGCCGGCCGCUCGUGGAGAACGCGCUGGCGGGCUACAACGCUGCGGUGAUGGCGUACGGGCAGACGGGCAGCGGCAAGACGUACACGGCGUUCGGGCCGCCGGGGUCGAUCGGGACGUCGCAGGAGGGCCUCAUCCCGCGCGUGUGCAACAUGAUCUUCGCGCGUGCGGCGAACAGCGCGCAGAAGGGCGUGACGUACACGGUGUCCGCGUCGAUGCUGGAGGUGUACCUGGAGGACGUGUUCGACCUGCUGAACCACCGCAAGGAGCUGAGCGUGCGGAACGACUUCACGAGCAACACGUUCAGCGUUGUGGGGCAGAAGACGGUGCUGGUGAAGAGCUACAAGGACGUGCUGGCUGUGCUGAACAAGGCGGAGCCGCUGCGCACCUUCGCCGCGACGAACAUCCACGACCACUCGUCGCGCGCGCACACGCUGUUCCUGCUGGAGGUGCAGACGCACUUCGACGCGCCGGACCUUGCGCCGCGCUGUGCGCGGAUCCUGCUGGCGGACCUUGCCGGGUGCGAGCGCAUCAAGCUCGCGGGGACGGAGGAGGGGCUGGCGUUCGAGCAGGCGCGCAACAUCAACCUGUCGCUGCUGGCGCUGGGCUCGUGCAUCGAGGCUGUCGCGACGCGCGGGCGCGGCAACGCGCGGCCCGUGCCGGAGUUCCGCAACAGCACGCUGACGAAGCUGCUGAAGGACUACAUCGGCGGCAACAGCAUCUCGACGAUGAUGGUGACCAUCUCGCCGAGCGAGCGCGACGCGAACCUGUCGGUGCAGACGCUGCGCUUCGCCGACCGCGCGAAGCAGAUCACGACGUACGCGAAGGUGAACACGGUGGACCCGGAGCAGGCGAAGCAGGACGGGUCGGACAUGAGCGACCGGUGGCGCGACGAGUACCUGCGCAAGAAGGAGGCGCUGUACGCGGAGUACCAGCUGAAGGGAACGAUCGAGAAGCUUGUGACACGCAUCGCGGACCUGGAGGAGAAGCUGCGCGAGUCGCCGGACGACGAGCUUGCGGUGCACCUGACGACGGAGAUUGAGGAGCUGCAGAAGGCGCUGACGGAGGCGGACUACCAGAUGGGGCUGCAGCGGCAGAUCCUGUACGGCGAGUUCCUGAUGCUGGAGGACGAGCUGCGCGAGAUGAACACGAAGAUGCAGGAGAUGAAGGAGGAGCACGAGGAGGCGCUGGAGGGCCUGCUUGGCGAGGAGGCCGGGCGGUACGAGGAGAUGAAGCGCGGGUACGAGGUGCGGCUGCGCGCGCUGCAGGACGAGAGCGACGCCGCGCGCACGGCGGCGGACGACGAGAUCGCCGCGCUGAAGCGCCUCGUUGCGGAGCUGCGCGAGAAGCUGGCCGCGAAGGAGGCGGAGUGCGCAGCGCUGGAGCGCGAGAUGGCGGCGCUGCAGGCGAAGUACGACCGUGACACGGCCGCCGCGGCGCACACGCGUGGCGAGCUCGAGGAACAACUGGAGGCACUGCAGGCGGCGCACGAGCAGCACACGGCGGCUGCGGCGACGGCGGAGGCGGCCGCUGCGUCGACGAUCGCUGAGCUGCGCGAGGCGGUGGAGGGGCUGCGCACGCUGCACGCGACGUCGGAGGAGAAGGCGUGUGUGCAGGUAGCGCAGCUGGAGGAGACCUCGACGGAGCUGCAGCGCUGCAUCGAGGAGCGCGACAACCAGCUUGCGGCUGUGGAGGCGCAGCUGGGGCACACGGAGGAGCAGGUGUGCACGCUGACGCAGCGCAUGGCGGCGGCGACGAGCGCGGCGGAGCAGAAGGAGGCGGAGCUGGUGCGUGAGGUGGAGGCCCUGCAGUCGACGCUGAAGCAGCUGCACGAGGACAUGGAGAGCACCGAGGCGGCGCACGCGGAUCGCAGCGCGAAGCAGCAGAACGAACACGCCGCAACACAGCAACAAUUAUGGGAGACCGAGGACGACCUCCGCGAUACGCAGGCCAAACUAACGCACAGCGAAGCCACUCUUGCCGAGACACAGG